Molecule: messenger RNA, 2229 nt
Organism: Pterocles gutturalis (yellow-throated sandgrouse)
Lineage: Eukaryota; Metazoa; Chordata; Aves; Pterocliformes; Pteroclidae
Gene: ZW10
Product: zw10 kinetochore protein
Exons: 15
Biological process (GO): endoplasmic reticulum to Golgi vesicle-mediated transport; mitotic cell cycle; mitotic spindle assembly checkpoint signaling
Cellular component (GO): chromosome, centromeric region; RZZ complex; nucleus
Source: RefSeq, a predicted model, not a curated record
GGAGAAGUCUGCAACGUGAUCAACAAGAAGUACAACGAGUUCCUGCCCAGCCUGCAGAGCGCCGAGGACCUGGUGGCGCAGGUGGAGGGGCUGGCCGGCAGCAUCGACCUGCUGAAAGCGGGAAUUGAGAACGAGGUUCAGCGAGAUCUAAAUGUUGCUGUUGCUGAAUUUACUGAACUGAAGCAGCAGUUGGAACGAGACACACUGGUUCUAAGUGUUCUGAAAAAGCUACAAGAGUUUGAUGCAGCUAUUAAGGACUACAAUACUGCAUUGCUGGAGAAGAACUAUGUUGCAGCAGCUCAACAACUGGAAAAGGCGAGGAGCAGCCUGAAAAUGCUGCAAUGCCGCAAGGGCUUUGAGCUGAAGAUCCUGAAAGCACUAGGCACAGAGCUCACAGUGCAGACACAGAACAUGCUCUAUCAUCUAGGAGAAGAAUGGCAGAAAUUGGUUGUAUGGAAGCUUCCUCCUUCAAAAGAAAGCAGCAGCCUGGAAUCAGUGAUGCAUUCAGAACUGCACUUACGCACAGUGCCAUCAAAAGAGGAGAUUGCUGGCCCACCUGUUGCUUCUGUGCUGCAGGCGUUUGCUGUCCUAGGAGAACUGCACACCAAGCUUAAAAUUUUUGGCCAGUUGUUGCUGAAAUACAUCCUCAAGCCACUGAUUUUAUACCCGUCUCUUCAGCCACUCACAGAGGAACAGUCAGAUGUGUUCAUUCUGCGUUUUAAGUCCGAGGAGCCUAACUUGGAUCAUUCCUCUCCUAUGGAGGUUUUUGACAAGAUCAAGCUUGUUUUUGCAGUACUCCACAAGUAUCUGCUGAAUGUGCCUCUUGAGCAGCCUGCAGAAGAUAAAAAGGAUUGCAGCGUUACACUCGCAGAGCUGCUAGGUGAUACGAUAUGGGAAGAGUUAUCGGACUGCCUCAUUCAGAACUGUCUGGUGAAUUCCAUCCCAACCAAUAGCAGCAAACUAGAGCAGUAUAUAGAGGUGAUUAAAUCCACAGAGGAAUUUGAAAGCGCCUUAAAGAACAUGCAGUUUUUGAAAGGAGACGCGACUGAUUUACUGAAAUACGCCCGUAAUGUCAAUUCCCACUUUGCUAACAAGAAGUGCCAGGAUGUGAUUGUGGCAGCCAGAAACCUGAUGACCUCAGAAAUACACAAUACUGUGAAGAUCACACCUGAGUCCUGUGUAGCCCUACCAAGGCUUCCUGACCCUGGGGCAGGAGAUCACUUAGAAACAAAGAAAACUUCUAAACUUCCACAUAACGACAUGAUGAAUUUGGAGAAUAAGACUAAACUGAGCCAGUACACAUUUUCUCUGCCCACGUGCCGCAUCAGUUCAUCAGUGGAGAAGCUGAUGGAGCUGGCUUACCAGACGCUGUUGGAGGCUACAGCCAGCACAGAUCAGUGCUGUAUACAGCUCUUCUACUCUGUACGGAAUAUAUUCCAGCUGUUCUACGAUGUAGUGCCAACAUACCACAAGGAGAACCUUCAGAAAUUGCCCCAGCUGGCAGCCAUUCACCACAACAACUGCAUGUAUAUUGCUCACCACUUGCUCACCCUGGGACACCAGUUCCGAUACCGCCUGACUAACAUCCUGUGCGAUGGAGCAGCGACUUUUGUAGAUCUGGUACCUGGUUUUAGGAGACUUGGGAUGGAGUGUUUUCUGGCCCAGAUGCGAGUGCAGAAAGGAGAAAUACUGGAGAGGCUCUCAAGUGCCAGGAAUUUUUCUAAUAUGGAUGAUGAGGAAAAUUACUGUGCAGCAAACAAAGCAAUAAGGCAGGUAUUGCAUCAGUUGAAGAGACUGGGAAAAGUCUGGCAAGACGUCCUUCCAGUGAACGUGUACUGCAAGGCCAUGGGGACUUUACUGAACACAGCUCUCACAGAGAUUGUCACGAGGAUUGCUGCCCUAGAGGAUAUCUCUGCAGAAGAUGCAGAUAGGCUGUACUCCCUCUGUAGGACCAUGGUGGAGGAAGGACCCAAAGUUUUCACCCCCCUACCUGAAGAUGAAAAAAAUAAGAAAUACCAAGAAGAAGUUCCGGUCUACGUGCAGAAAUGGAUGACGUUCAAAGAGUUAAUGAUCAUCUUGCAAGCCAACCUCCAAGAAAUAGUAGAUCAGUGGGCGGAUGGGAAGGGGCCUCUUGCAGCUGAAUUCUCCGCAGCUGAAGUGAAGAGCCUGAUCCGAGCCUUGUUCCAGAACACAGAAAGGAGAGCAGCAGCACUGGCCAAAAUUAAGUAA